GGAGAGCUGCUCCAACCUCUCCCCCUGUCUGCGCUCCACAUCCCGGACUCAAGAAAAAGGGGAACGGGCAGGAAGGGAAAUUAGCAGGAAAACCAACACCUGGAAGAACCAUGUUCUCCUUCAUGUCUCUCCUCCUGCUCCUGGUUCAACAUGUGGUUUUGUCCUCGACACAUGUAGCAGUGAUUUCCCCUCAGGAUCCCGUCCUGCAUAUCGGCUCCAGUCUGACAGCCACCUGCACGCUCAGCCCCGAGCUAGGCCUCCACGCCAGCACGUUGUACUGGACGCUUAACGGGGUGUGGCUGUCCAGCAGCACGUACAGCGUGGUGAGCCCGGACAUCCUCAGUGUCACUCUGCACAACCUCAACGGCUCCCGGCAGCAGUCUGGAGACAACCUCGUGUGUCAUGGAGCAAAUGGACACGUCCUGGCUGGUUCGUGUCUCUAUGUGGGCAUGCCUCCAGAGAAACCAGCCAAUUUAUCGUGCUGGUCCCGCAACACGAAGGACUUGAGCUGCAAGUGGAGCCCGGGGGGGCGGGGUGAGACCCACAUCCAAACCAAAUACACUCUCAAGUACAAAUUGAGGUGGUACGGGAGAGAGAAGGAGUGUGAAAAUGACAGCACAGCGAAGCAGCGUUACUCCUGCCACAUCCCCCGCAACCUCGCCCUCUUCACCCCGUAUGAGAUCUGGGUCGAGGCAGCCAAUCAGCUGGGCUCUGCCACCUCUGACAUCACCACCCUGGACAUCCUCGAUGUAGUGACCACAGACCCUCCUGCCAACGUGCAGGUGAAUCGCGUCGGCGACCUCGAGGACCAGCUGACGGUCCGCUGGGCCAGCCCCCCCGAGCUCAAGGACAUCCUGUUUCAGGCCAAAUAUCAGAUUCGCUACAGACUGGAGGACAGCACUGAAUGGAAGGUGGUGGAUGAUGUUGGUAACCAGACGUCAUGUCGGCUGGCAGGCCUCCGACCCGGGACCGUCUAUUUUGUCCAGGUGAGGUGCAAUCCAGUGGGCAUCUAUGGCUCCAGGAAGGCCGGCAUCUGGAGUGACUGGAGCCACCCGGCCGCUGCCUCCACACCCAGCAGUGAGCGGCUGCAGAGUGGCUUGUGUGAUCCGAAGCCCGGCGAGCAGAACUCCACCCUGCGGCGGGAACUCAAGCAGUUCUUCGGCUGGGUCCGCAAGCAUGCGUAUGGCUGCAGCGGCAUGUCAAUCAAACUGUACGACCAGUGGAGGGUGUGGCUGCAGAAAACGCAGAAAACGCGCAACCAGAUUCUACAAGACGAUAAUUCAUAGCACCUCCGCUCUGCACCACUGUGGUGUUUAAUUCAAGAAACACUGACAGAUAACUGGCCCCGAGGGUCCCAGCUGUGUGUGAGAGGCCCAACGCCCUCAGCCUGAGGGAUACUGCAGUGUUUGGUCAUACUGCCUUAACUUGAGUUUAAAGGGCCCGGGUGGAAGAUAAGUAAAGUGAGACAAUGCAGCCUUUUUCUGCCAUUUCCGCUGGUCAACUGUCUGUUAGAUCUGUUUGCACAAACACAAGUAUGCGGCUUCUCAGUAACUGCACUUUUAUUCUGGAAAAAAAACAAACGUUAUCUUAACAGUUAAGACUUUUUAAUAAUUUUAAGUAAGGUAAGCAAGUCUUUAAUGCUACUUUGACGUUAAAUGGUGCUACAUUACUGAAGCCUCAAGCAAAAAACAAGAACAGAAUAGCAGCGGCAGUGACAUGAGGGAACAAAAUGUACAAAACAACCCUUAAACUACUGUUCCAGGUCAAGAAACAAACAAACAAGUAUUUUUUGUAAAGCUGCGGUGUCUGAAUAUAUGAUAUAUGUUAUGACCUUUAGGAUUAUUAUGGCCUGAAGGAUAGUAUAUGAAUAUCACUACAUAUGUUACUGUUCAGGGUGCGGCUGCUAUUAACAUUUGUUUUCAUUAUCUGACUAAUCUGCUGAUUAGUUUCUCGAUUAAUCGUUUUGUCUAUAAAAUAAAAUGCCAGUGACUGUUUGCUAAAGGCUAAGGUGACAUCUGCAAAUGUUUUGAUUUGUAAUUUUUUAUAUAUUAUAAUUAUAUAAAUCAGAGAAAAGCAGAAUAAAGUGGAACCAAUGCGUGUUUGCCAUUUUGUAAUAAAAACUGUGUUCUCGCUCAGUGAUAAAUAAAUUAUCUGUCUUUAACGCAGUAAUCAGACAUCAAGUGCCAGAUAAACCAGUGUUGGUUCUAUUAGUAAUUAAAUGAUAAUAUAAUAAGGCCUCACUGUGUAAAAUGUAUAUACUGUCCUGUGUCUGAGCAUUUAAAGACAUUUUAAUACAUGUUUAUAUUUUUUAUAACCAUAUUUAAAGAAUGUUUUUUUUGUCUAAGUUAUAUUCUUUUACUGCAUCAAUAAUGUAUCUGAC
This is a messenger RNA of Morone saxatilis (striped sea-bass), 2380 nucleotides long. RefSeq names its product cytokine receptor-like factor 1b (gene crlf1b). NCBI's taxonomy places the organism in Eukaryota, Metazoa, Chordata, Actinopteri, Moronidae. Gene Ontology annotation, biological process: cytokine-mediated signaling pathway. The record is from RefSeq and is a predicted model, not a curated record. The coding region runs from base 111 to 1286 and encodes 391 amino acids. Gene Ontology annotation, cellular component: external side of plasma membrane. The transcript is spliced from 8 exons. Gene Ontology annotation, molecular function: cytokine receptor activity; protein binding.